AUGUCACCUGGGAUGAAUAUACGUCUUAAACCCGACAGGUCCGAUCAACAAAUCCCAUUGCACCCCGUCCUUGAUAACACGUUAAUAACGUGGGCCGAAAGCAUAAAAACGUUAAGUCAAGAUUCAAAUCGGUUAAGUAGCGAAUCACUUCGUCAUCAAAAUCUAUUACAAGGAGUUCAAGGACAAAUGAAAGAAUUAGAAAAUGGAAUAACUGAUGUGAAUACUUGUAUUGAUAGCAUAACACAAAACCAAGAAAUAUUACAACAAGAUUUAUUAAGUCUGAAAAAAACAGUAAAUAAAGAAAAGUCGUCCGCUUGUGAUGGAACAUUAAUAUGGAGAAUAGACAAUGUUUCAAAUAUAAUGUCGGAUGCACAGCAUGAAAGACAGACGUCAAUUUAUAGCCCUCCAUUUCACUCUUCACCACCCGGAUACAAAAUGCGUGCUCGGCUCUAUGCUUAUGGAGAUGGUAAUGCCAGAGGAACGCAUAUGUCAGUAUUUUUUGUACUUAUGAGAGGUGAUAAUGAUCCAAUUAUCAAAUGGCCGUUUGAUUGCAAAGUUACCUUUUGUUUAUUUGAUCAGUCUGGUCAACAUCGAGAUGUUAUAGCUUCAUUUCGUCCCGACACAAGUUCAAAUAGCUUUCAGCGUCCUCGCUUAGAAAUGAACGAACAGUACGGAAUACAGAAAUUCUGUCCGCUGCCGGUGAUACUACAAGAUCCCAGCAACUACGUUAUCGAUGAUGUGAUGUUCAUUAAAUGCUCAAUCGAGAAGAGUGAUAAUAUACGGAAAUUCUUAUCUGGUCAAUCAUCCAACAUAGAACACCAAACUACAACCGUCGUUCCAUAUCAUUCCCCUAUUCUCCAGUAUAGUUCUCUACAAACACAAACAACAUCAAUGGAAAUGAUUGAUCAACAAGCAGUUGCUUUUCUACAACAGGGCAUGAUUACUGACGAAGAAGAAGAACUAAUUUAUGUGUCGAAUGAUUUGUUUACUUUUCGAUUUGAAGACGAAGCACCGUUCAAUUGUGAGUUAUUGCAUCGUAGAGACAGCCGUUUCUCGCAAUAA
This is a messenger RNA of Didymodactylos carnosus, 1062 nucleotides long. Lineage: Eukaryota; Metazoa; Rotifera; Eurotatoria; Philodinida; Philodinidae. The record is from the annotation of a GenBank genome assembly.